Messenger RNA from Ictalurus punctatus (channel catfish), 1748 nucleotides. RefSeq names its product WD repeat containing, antisense to TP73 (gene wrap73). Gene Ontology annotation, biological process: protein localization to mitotic spindle pole body; microtubule anchoring at mitotic spindle pole body; mitotic sister chromatid segregation. The record is from RefSeq and is a predicted model, not a curated record. The transcript has 13 exons. Gene Ontology annotation, cellular component: mitotic spindle; MWP complex; microtubule organizing center. Gene Ontology annotation, molecular function: protein binding. Lineage: Eukaryota; Metazoa; Chordata; Actinopteri; Siluriformes; Ictaluridae. The coding region runs from base 190 to 1539 and encodes 449 amino acids.
UGAUACACUUCCGAAACACCAGUCCAACCGUCAAAAAAAAAAAAAAAAAGACUCAAGGUUUUAGCUGCACAGAUGAACUUCCUUCAUUUUCUACGCUGUUUAUCAUUUGAAACUCUCCUCUAGUCCGGUCUACAAGCAGCAGGAGAAUCCUAGCAUUCACCUUUCGCGCAUCACCUUUCGUGCCCUGGCAUGAAUUUCUCCGAGCUCCUGAAGCAGUCCAACCAGCUGUGCAAACUCUCCCCUGAUGGAAAGUAUUUGGCCACCUGUGUUCAGUAUCGCCUGGUAGUGCGGGAUGUCAGGACUCUGCAGAUUUUGCAGCUUUACACUUGUCUGGACCAGGUGGUGCACAUGGAGUGGUCUUCAGAUUCCCUCUUCAUCCUCUGUGCUAUGUACAAAAGAGGACUUGUACAGGUGUGGUCUCUGGAGCAGCCAGACUGGCGCUGUAAGAUAGACGAGGGCUCGAUCGGACUAGUCUCCUCACGCUGGAGUCCAGACGGACGUCACAUACUCAACACCACCGAGUUUCACUUAAGAAUCACUGUCUGGUCUCUUUGCAACAAAUCUGUCUCCUACAUCAAGUACCCUAAAGCCUGCCAGAAAGGGAUGGACUUCAGCACAGACGGACACUACAUGGCUCUAGCUGAGCGUCGAGACUGCAAAGAUUACAUUAGUAUAUUUGUUUGUGACGACUGGCAUCUUCUCAGGCAUUUUGAGACAGAAACACAGGACCUAGCAGGGGUGGAGUGGUCUCCUAACGGCUGUGUGCUUGCAGCAUGGGACGCCUGUCUCGAGUACAAAAUGCUGCUGUAUUCCCUGGAUGGGCGUCUGCUAUCAACCUACAGUGCUUAUGAAUGGUCACUGGGCAUUAAAUCAGUCGCCUGGAGUCCCAGUAGCCAGUUUCUGGCCAUCGGUAGCUACGAUGAGAAGAUUCGGAUCUUGAACCACAUCACCUGGAAGAAGCUCGUCGAGUUCGAGCAUCCAGCUACAAUCGCUAACUCCAAAGCUGUGGUGUACAAAGAGGUGGAGAAAAAGCCUGUUGUUGGCAUCGAGGAUUUGUCCAGUCAUCAGAUCGCCACGACAAGUUCCUUAUUCAACACACAGAGUAAAUAUGAGAUUGCUCCAUUGCCAGUCCAAGUGUCAGUGGUGAAGCCUGAUCCAGAUCGUGCCAACCCCAAAAUCGGAAUCUCUGCUGUUGCUUUCAGUGCAGACAAUCGCUACCUUGCCACAAAAAAUGACAGCAUGGCGCAGUGUGUGUGGCUGUGGGACAUGCAGAGGCUGAGCCUGCAGGCCGUACUGGAACACGCUUCAGCUGUGCGCUGCUUCGCCUGGGACCCACGCCGGCCACGCCUGGCACUCUGCACCGGAAAUGCCAAACUCUAUCUGUGGUCCCCCGCCGGCUGUGUGUCGGUCAAAGUGGAAGUGGAAGGUGUAGGUUUACAGGUGCAGUCACUGUUCUGGCACUGCGAUGGAGAAUCUCUGGUCCUGUUGGGGAAAGAUCAGCUGUGUGUGUGCUACAUGGCCACAGAAGGGGAGAAGUGAGUGCCAAGGAAAAGCCACUGGCUACAUUAAACUAGCACCAGCGUCGUCCACUUCCAUCUUAAUUGGAUCUAUUUUAAAAGUAACUGCUCUCUGCGAGGGGGCAGACCUACACCAGUGUAUAAGAAUUAAAAGCUGAUAGACUCUAGUGCUGGAAGAUGGAUGCCCUGCCUGGCAAAAUCAUUACAUCUGGUACAUAUGGUGUACUUUUU